ACCGGAAGAGGGGAAGGUCAGAGUAGUCCAACAUGGCGGCCCGCAGUGUGCUGAGGUCCGUCUGGAGCUCGUUUUCGGGUCUAAAACUCGGAGUUUCGGGCUCUAAUGCGGGAGUUCUGCAGCGGGUAAAUGUUCCGCUGGUUCCCGCUUUAACCGUCCAGAGCAGAGGGGUCCGACAAGUGGUGGAGAAGCAGGACGGGAAAACGACGACCAUUGAAGGUCACAUCCAGGACCUUCCAGCUGCUCCUCAGCCUCCAAACCCUGAAGCUCAGUGUCCCAUCUACAGAUGGAACCUGCAGCACAGAUACAACUACACGGACGUCCUGCUGCUCAGUCAGUUCAUCAGGUCUGAUGGAGGGAUGCUGCCUCGGAGGGUCACUGGUCUCUGUCCAGAGGAGCAUCGAAAGAUCACCAUCUGUGUCCAGAUGGCUCACCGAGCAGGUUUACUUCCGGACCACAAACCCAAACUUCCAGAAGGUCACGUCCCAAAGAGGCCCAAGCAGCAGCUCAACAGAUACCUGACCCGCUUCGCCGUCGACACGGUGAAGCCCAUCUACAAACGGGGGCUCAAGUGGUGCAAGAAGAGGAUGGCGGUGGGCCACCCGGUGCUGAAGGACAACGUUCGCUACGGAAAGAAGCCUCUGUACACCAAACACUGAUCUGUGGCUUCCUCUGGGUGGGCUGAGGAAAGCUUCAUCCAUCUGUAUUUAUGCUGUUGUUUACGGACUCCCGGUGAAUCACGCUCGGCUCCGCCCGGACCAAACGCCCCGGCCGGUGCAGCUCGGAGCGCCUUGAAGCUGAUCUGAGCUGCAGCGGGUCGGUUUCUCAGUAGGUGGUUGGGUUCGCUGUGUAAACUCCAGGCAACGCAGAUGUGCAAAUAAAACGUGUUUACUCGG
Messenger RNA from Acanthochromis polyacanthus (spiny chromis), 896 nucleotides. It is a transcript of the gene mrps18a, whose product is annotated as mitochondrial ribosomal protein S18A. Gene Ontology annotation, cellular component: ribosome; mitochondrial small ribosomal subunit. Gene Ontology annotation, biological process: mitochondrial translation. NCBI's taxonomy places the organism in Eukaryota, Metazoa, Chordata, Actinopteri, Pomacentridae. The coding region runs from base 33 to 659 and encodes 208 amino acids. Gene Ontology annotation, molecular function: structural constituent of ribosome; small ribosomal subunit rRNA binding. The record is from RefSeq and is a predicted model, not a curated record. The transcript is spliced from 6 exons.